Molecule: messenger RNA, 976 nt
Organism: Dioscorea cayenensis subsp. rotundata (Guinea yam)
Lineage: Eukaryota; Viridiplantae; Streptophyta; Magnoliopsida; Dioscoreales; Dioscoreaceae
Product: 40S ribosomal protein S3-3
Exons: 6
Coding region: 81-788 (235 amino acids)
Biological process (GO): translation
Cellular component (GO): cytosolic small ribosomal subunit; nucleus
Molecular function (GO): RNA binding; structural constituent of ribosome
Source: RefSeq, a predicted model, not a curated record
UCUUGGGCUUAGGGUUUCCCAAAAACCGCAGCCGCGAGAGUUCAUCGCCGGAGCUCGAUCUCGUCUCGAUUCCAACGAACAUGGCGACCCAGAUGAGCAAGAAGCGAAAGUUCGUGGCGGAUGGCGUCUUCUUCGCCGAGCUCAACGAGGUCCUCACUAGGGAGCUCGCAGAAGAUGGAUACUCUGGAGUCGAGGUGCGCGUCACUCCCAUGCGCACAGAGAUUAUUAUCCGUGCCACCCGUACUCAGAACGUUCUAGGGGAGAAAGGGAGAAGGAUCAGGGAGCUGACAUCUGUUGUGCAGAAAAGAUUCAAUUUUCCUGACAACAGUGUGGAGCUUUAUGCGGAGAAGGUGAACAACAGGGGUCUUUGUGCCAUUGCUCAGGCUGAGUCUCUUCGCUAUAAGCUCCUUGGAGGGCUUGCAGUCCGGAGGGCUUGCUAUGGUGUCCUCAGGUUUAUCAUGGAAAGUGGUGCCAAGGGAUGUGAGGUUAUCGUGAGUGGGAAGCUCAGGGCCCAACGUGCCAAAUCUAUGAAGUUCAAGGAUGGCUAUAUGAUUUCUUCUGGCCAGCCUGUCAAUGAGUACAUUGAUUCAGCAGUGCGGCAUGUUCUCCUAAGACAGGGUGUGCUUGGGAUCAAGGUCAAAAUUAUGCUUGAUUGGGAUCCAAAGGGUAAGCAAGGGCCUAUGACACCAUUGCCGGAUCUGGUCACCAUUCAUGCACCAAAGGAUGAGGAUGAGUUUAUGCGGCCGCCAGUGGUGAUGGCCCCUGAGGUAGAAGUCCCAGUUGCAUGAGUUGAUUGAGUUCUUUUUCAUGAAGCCUAGCACUUUGUUUUUGUUAGUUCUGUGGACUAUGUUUGUGAAAAUUAGCAUGUAGUCACUUAUUUGGUUCACUUGCGUUGGUACCUUUUCACUAUGUUUGUGUUAAAUGACAAGGCCUUUAUUUAUGGUUAACAGCAUCAAUUGUUUUUUUGCCUACAGAA